Molecule: messenger RNA, 1924 nt
Organism: Nannospalax galili (Upper Galilee mountains blind mole rat)
Lineage: Eukaryota; Metazoa; Chordata; Mammalia; Rodentia; Spalacidae
Gene: Isg20l2
Product: interferon stimulated exonuclease gene 20 like 2
Exons: 3
Coding region: 35-1066 (343 amino acids)
Biological process (GO): intrinsic apoptotic signaling pathway in response to DNA damage by p53 class mediator
Cellular component (GO): nucleus
Molecular function (GO): nucleic acid binding; 3'-5'-RNA exonuclease activity
Source: RefSeq, a predicted model, not a curated record
UCUUCCCAGCUGCUCUCCACCAUCCACUGCCCUCAUGUCUACCAUACUCCUGAAUUUGGAUUUUGGGGAACCUCCAAAAAAGACAUUUGAAGGAAAUGCCAAACAUCAAAGUUUUGUCAAGAAGCGGCGCCUCUUGGAAAAGAAAGGGUUUCUGAAAAAAAAGAAUCAACCCCCUGCCAAAGUGUCUAAGUUGCACUCAGAACCUCUAAAGAAAGGGGAAACUCCCAGAGUGGAUGGAGCUCGGAAGAAUCUUCCAUGCCCAAAGAAGAAGGUGGCUGCCUCCAGUAGAGGGUCAGAGCAGUCCCCAGACAAGAGAACAACAGUGUCUUGGCUGACUCCUGCCCCUUCAAAGAAGACUGAUUCUGUUGUGGCUAAAAUUGAUUUGCUAGGAGAGUUUCAGAGUGCCCUCCCAAAGAUUAAAAGCCACAAGAAGAAGGGCCCUAAGAAGAAACGCUCUCAGAAGAAUGCUACACAGACUUCCAUGCAAGCUCAGGCAGAGAAUAAGUGCCCUAGAGCAUCCCAUACAUUGCCAGGGAAGAUGGUGGCAAUUGAUUGUGAGAUGGUGGGCACAGGACCCAAGGGGCGUGUUAGUUCUUUGGCUCGAUGCAGUGUUGUCAACUACAAUGGUGAUGUGCUUUAUGAUGAGUACAUCCUUCCCCCCUGCUAUAUCGUGGACUAUAGGACCAGAUGGAGUGGCAUCCGCAAGAGCCACAUGGUGAAUGCUACACCCUUUAAGAUUGCUCGUGGUCAGAUCUUGAGGAUCCUCUCAGGGAAGAUAGUGGUGGGGCAUGCCAUCCACAAUGACUUCAAAGCCCUACAGUACUUUCACCCCAAGUCCCUCACUCGGGAUACCUCCCAAAUACCACUCCUCAACCGGAAGGCCAGCUGCCCAGAGAAUGUCACAAUGUCACUGAAGCAUCUCACCAAGAAGCUGCUGGACCGGGACAUCCAGGCUGGAAAAAGUGGACAUUCCUCUGUGGAAGAUGCCCAAGCUACCAUGGAGCUGUACAAGUUGGUUGAAGUUGAAUGGGAACAGCAGCUGGCCCAGAAUCCUCCAAAAAAUUAGCCCCCCUGGGGAGACAUAUGCAAUAGAUCAACACACAGUUCUUGGAGCUUCAUGCCUGUACAACCUAGAAUUGUUAGGAAGAGAGGCUCAACCAGAGACUUAAUACCCAUUGAAAUUUCAUCUCAGCUAUUGUGUUUGCUGUGUGGUUAAAGUGUCCCAUGAAAGGAGAAAGCCUAGGAAGCCCAGCUCUAGGCCAGCCUGGUGGCCCAGGCCUAUGAUCCCAGAAACUUGGUAGGCUGACUCAGGUCACAAGUUCAAGGCCUGCAUAGGCUACACAGUCAAUUUAAGGCCAGUAAGAAAGAUCCUGUCCCAAAAAGUGAAAGAAGGCCAGGGAUAGAGCUCAAUGCUAAAGCACUUGCUAGCAUGCAUGAGCCCCUAGUGAUUGGGGGAUAGAACAUGACAACAUAACCAGCUCUAGACUUCACUUCUCAAUGGUGCUAACCAAUAGAUCCCAGGGUGCUUGUGCCAGUCAACUUUCCUGACAUCAAGGGGGCAGGGCACACCAGACAAUAUAGCUUCCCAUACUGCCUUUUCACUGGGACAUGUGUCAUAGAGCAAUUAUGGGAGGGUAAAGGGACCGUGUGUUGCCAAGGCUGGCCUCAAACUCUUGAGCUCAAAUGAUUCUCCUUUCUGAGCCUCCUGAGUAGCUGGGACUACAGCUGUACCACUAUGCUUGGCUUUUCAGAUUUUACUGUUUUAUUCUCAAGUAAUUAAUAGUGUUCUUCCACCUUUAUACAAGUGUCUUGGUUAAAACCAUAGUGGAUCAGCUCUGUAAUCCUAGGAACUCAGAAGGUUGUGGCAGGAAGAUCAAAAGUUCAAGGCCGUCCAGAGCUACAUAGAGAAACUUAUCUUCAAAAA